GGAGGGAUCACGACUCGCUGUGUUACAGUGUCUUCUGUCAUCUGAGAAACCGAUGAGUACAGAAAACACACAGAUAGCUUAUUCAUAACCGGUGAUGUGGAUAUAGACUAGACACGGCAUCAAAUAUACGGAAUAGCACGUGAAUUCCUCCGUGGAUUUACACAAAUGAUGCUUGCGUGAAGAGUGUGGAUUUGACCACAGCAUCUCUGGAUUUUAUUCUGCAGUUUAUUCUACGGAGGAUAGUCCUCUUAAACGGAUUUCUCAAUUUUAUUGUAUUUUUUAUUCCAUUAUUUUGGAGACGUUGCAAUCAUUCGGUAAUGAAUGUAGAUCGUGUAGGACAAGUGUUUGACAGUAAACUCAACACCGGUCCAGCACUGUCCUGAGAUGUUUGUCAUGUUUUGGUCAGAUCUGGUAGUCCAGCUCUUGUAAGGUAUUGAACGCAGAACGCUUGAGCAGCUCGAGCUCGAACCCACUGCGUCUCUCAUGUGGGUGUUUGACGCGCAGCGCGCAACAGGAGCGUCAGUGAGAGACGCGUCGCUAUUAUCAGUGUCAUGAUAUCGAUCAUUGAUCAUGGCCAGAAACAGCUCUCUGUACUUUCGCAUCGUUGAAGGAAGAAAUCUGCCCGCUAAAGAUGUUUCUGGGACCAGUGAUCCGUACUGUCUCAUCAAAGUUGACAAUGAAGUUGUGGCCAGGACAGCGACCAUCUGGAAGAACCUGAAUCCGUUCUGGGGGGAAGAAUAUUCCCUUCAUCUGCCCACCGGCUUCCACUCGCUCACCUUCUAUGUGAUGGACGAGGACAACAUUGGUCAUGAUGACGUUAUCGGGAAAAUCUCUCUGAGCAAAGAAGUGAUCGCGGCUCAAGCUAAAGGUUUUGAUAACUGGUUGAAUCUGACUCGUGUUGAUCCAGAUGAAGAGAUCCAGGGCGAGAUUCAUUUGUCUCUGGAGCUGCAAAGAGAUGUGGACAGAACCUGUCUGAAGUGUCACGUCAUCGAGGCUCGAGAUUUGGCCCCGCGUGAUAUUUCCGGGACGUCUGAUCCAUUCACAAGAAUCAUCUACAACAAUCUCAGCGUUGAGACAUCGAUCAUCAAGAAAACACGCUUCCCGCACUGGGAUGAACAUCUGGAGUUGUGUUUGAAUGAAGGUGGAGAUGAUGUUGAUGGAAACAUCACUGUGGAGGUCUGGGAUUGGGAUAUGGUGGGCAAGAAUGAUUUCCUGGGGAAGGUGGAGAUUCCUCUCUCGUGUUUGUCCAGAAGUCCAGUACUGAAGGGAUGGUUUCGCCUGCAGCCGCUGGGAAACACGGAGGAUGACGCUGGGGGCAAGCUGGGUGCGUUACGUCUGAAGGUUCGUUUGGUGGAGGAGAGAAUUCUUCCCUCGGUGUAUUAUCAGCCUCUGAUGCAUCUGCUGGUGGAGACCAUCAUUUCUCCAUCUGAGGUGGAUGAGCCCACGCCUCUGACUUUACUGGAGGAGAUCACAACAGGAGAGAGCCGUCAGGACAUCGCCAUGACUCUGGUGAAGAUUUACCUCGGCCAAGGUCUCAUUGUGCCAUUCCUGGAUUAUCUCAACACCCGAGAAGUCCACAACACCACAGAUCCAAACACACUGUUCCGCUCAAACUCAUUGGCCUCUAAAGCAAUGGAGCAGUUCAUGAAGGCUGUGGGGAUGCUGUACUUACAUGAUGUUCUGAAGCCCAUCAUCAAUCGCAUCUUUGAGGAGAAGAAAUACAUCGAACUCGAUCCGUGUAAGAUAGACCUCAGCCGCUCCAGACGGAUCUCUUUCAAAGGUUCAGUGUCUGAUGCUGAGAUCCGGCAGAGCAGUGUGGGUCUGUUACAGACGUAUCUGAGCAUCAUCAUGGAAGCCGUGGUCACUUCUGUGGCUCAGUGUCCUCCUGUCAUGAGACUUGUGUUCAAACAGCUUCAUAAACGAGUGGAGGAACAGUUUCCACAACCAGAGAAUGAGGAUGUCAAGUAUUUGGCCAUCAGUGGGUUUUUCUUCUUGCGUCUGUUCGCUCCCGCCAUCCUGACACCUAAACUCUUCCAGCUGAGAGAACAUCACGCUGACACACGCACCGGCAGAACACUGCUGCUGCUCGCCAAGGCUCUUCAGAGUGUGGGUAAUUUAGGUCUUCAGUUGGGUCAUGGGAAGGAACAGUGGAUGACUCCUCUGCACUCCAUCAUUCUGUGCAGCGUCUCCUCUGUCAAAGAUUUCCUCGACAAACUUAUAGACAUCGAGUACGACAGCGUGUGUGGAGCUCCUCAGCGUGCUGUGUUCUUACCUUCAGUCGCAGUGAAAGAAGGAUUCAUGCAGAAAUACACGGCAGAAGGUCCACAGCUCAUCAAACGCUUGGCCUUUAAGAAACGAUACUUCUGGCUGAGCUCAGAGACGCUGUCCUACGCCAAGAGCUCAGACUGGCAGGUGCGCACUUCAAUACCCAUCCAGUGUGUGUGUGCUGUGGAGCGAGUGGAUGAAAACGCUUUUCAGCUCCAGAACGUCAUGCAGGUCGUAACACAAGAUACAGAAGGACAACUACAAACCACAUAUUUGCAAUGCAAGAAUGUGAAUGAUCUGAAUCAGUGGCUGUCAGCGAUCAGGAAGGUCAGUGUUUAUAAUGACAACAUGCUUCCAUCAUUUCAUCCUGGAGCGUACCGCAGUAACAAAUGGACCUGCUGCUUACAGCCAGACAGUACAGCCGCAGGCUGCAGUCGGACUCAUUCUGCUGUGACUCUGGCUGACUGGAGCGACCCGCUGGAUCCUGAUGCUGAAACACAGAUCAUAUAUAAAGAACUUCUGCAGGGCCGAGACAAACUCAGGAAGAAAUACCUGGACACACAGGAAAUGGAAACAGCAGAACAGGAAGUGACUUCAUUGAAGACCAAUCAACCGUCAUCAGUGUCAGUACAGGAGCGUGGAGAACGUGCAGGAGCCGUCGCCGCUCGUCUGCUGGAUGUUGUUUUGGAUUUAGAAGAAGCUCAUUCAUCCUUCAAGAGCCGAGAAACAGACGAGAGCGGUUCACUCAUUAUGAGCUUGUAGAGAAUGAAACUCCUCCUCUAACACACGCAUGAUUAUCACUGUACACAGAACUAUAACAUGAAACUUAUGCAAUGCACUCAUGACACGUCUUUAAUGAACACCGCUUCUGAAUGUCUAGGAAUUAUUUGUAUGUUAUUUGUAUGUUUUUACUGUUUUUUUAAACUGAUGCCACACUGUAGCUUUACUAACCUGCUGUGUACAUGUGUGUGUUUGUUAAUCCUGCCGUAUGCAUGCCAUGGCAUUUGCUGAACAGCGUGAGCCUGUGAAAAAACCCCACACAGAAUUAACUAUUCAAAGGGAUACUUCCCCAAAAAUAACUUCCCAAACCUGUAGAUGUUAUUGUUCUGUUUAAGGCAAAAUGAGAUAUUUUGAAGAAUGUAGAGAAGCAAACAGUUCUGGUGCACUGCCAUUUUAAUUUUUCAUUUACGGAAAAAAACAAUCAAUAUGAAAAUUUGUCCUAUGGUGUGAUGGCAAAACGUUAGAAUAAAACGAUGUAAUUAAGAUACUAUUAAUUUUUUUAUAUAUCCUAUAUAUUAUAAACAUGCAUAUUAAUAUGAAUGAAUUGAUUAAUGUCACACCCACCAUAGGUCACAUAGGUUUUAUUUGUAGGCUAUACAAUAAAAAGUAUUUGUCAAUUAUAUAAGGAUACUUAUUUAAGUAAACAAUGUACAUUUUUUGUAAUUUGACCAUUUUUUACAUUUUUGACCAUAUUUCAAAAAUACAGAAAUAAAACUGUAAAAUAAAAUAGGAAAUUCUGUAAAAAUAAUGUACAGUGUACUAUGGCAGUCAAUGGUGUCCCAGAAAUGUCAGUCACUAACAUUCUUCCAAAUAUCUAUCUUUGUGUUCAUCAGAACAAAGUAAUGAAUCCAGAUUUGGAUCAACUUGAGGAUGAAUAAAUGAUGGGAGAAUUUUCAUCUUCAGGUGAAGAAUCCCUUCAACACGUGAAUGACUUGACUACACACUUCUUUCGUGAUUUUUUUCCAACAGGUGUGAAUUAGUUUUUGACCAAAUGAACAGUGUUUCUGGACUCCACUAAUCCUGUAAUAGUAAUCUUUUUUAUAUUUGCACAAAGUCAUUUAUAUAUCUUGUAAAAUCAGCAUUCGUUUGAUUUACCGAUGAUACUUUACAGACUGCUUGGUGUUUAUUUAAGUUUAGUAAAGAGGAAAAAAGACUCAUGAUCUAGAUGUUUCUGUGCACAGAUUCAGGUAACUGGUGUAAAAGUGAAACUGGGACAUGAUGGUUUUGAUGUUUGUGGCUAAUUUAGCUAAUUUAGAAGUUUGUGGCUGUGAAACAAGCUGAAGUUAAACUUUGCAACGUGCCAAAUGGUGUUUUUUGGUUAUGUGAGCAUGUUGGUGCAAGACGACCAUGAAAUAGUGUUGUUGUUGUUUUUUUCGCCAAUUUAUAUAGUUUUUAACAUUUAUUGUUGUGUACAAUAUAAUGCCUUUGUUGGUUAAAUUCACAGAGAGCUUUUUAUCUGCUGUGCCUAUUAAAACUGUUUACACAAAACUGCAGAAAGAAACUUGCGGCAUUUUUUUAGGAUCAGUGG
Molecule: messenger RNA, 4573 nt
Organism: Triplophysa dalaica
Lineage: Eukaryota; Metazoa; Chordata; Actinopteri; Cypriniformes; Nemacheilidae
Gene: rasal1a
Product: rasGAP-activating-like protein 1
Exons: 21
Coding region: 571-3027 (818 amino acids)
Biological process (GO): negative regulation of Ras protein signal transduction; cellular response to calcium ion; regulation of GTPase activity
Molecular function (GO): GTPase activator activity
Source: RefSeq, a predicted model, not a curated record